CAACUUUGUUGAGAGGAAAAGUUUUAACUGGUUGAAGGCUUCUGCUGCACUUCCUGACUUCCUGUUCAGACAAAGGAGUUCUUCUUCUAUAGUUGUGUCAAGGGUCCUGCAAUGAUUUUGUAUCGUUGAAUAAAUUUGGGGGUAGUAACCAGCAAGGCCUAAGAACCCGUGUAAGGCCAUGAUUAAGCUAGGAGUGGGCAAAUCAAUUACUGCUUGAAUCUUAGUUUUAUCAACCUCAACCCCCUGACCCCUCCACUAUAAAUAACAUGCAUGUCCUCGGAAAUGAACCAAAACAGUUCAGAAGCUGCACUUGGAGUCUUGGACUGCUUGAGAAAUAAGCUAUUCUGACGUAGCAAAUGGUUUAAAUUUCUCUAUGGUUGCUGUUGCUGUGCAUUUCCAGGAUUUUAAUGCUGAGGUCCUGCAGUGUCUCACCAUUCCACAUGUAAAUGCCUAUACCCAGCAAAUGGCUAUAUCCCCAGUAAAAUUGAGUUCUGAGGCUGAACUGAGUUACUUUGCAGGAGUCUGGGGCGACAUUCAAUGCAUUGUUCCUCUUACUGAUGCUAAUGAUACAAGUGAGGGUCAAACUAUGAAUGGCACUGCAUGUUAUGAUAUAAUUCUCAUGGCUGAAACAGUGUAUUCGAUGUCUGCACUCCCCGGUCUCUAUAAACUUAUUGAAAAGGUUCCCAAUUAUUCAUAAUAAUGAGUGUUUUUUGGAAGGGUUGUUUUUAUUCUUGAGCUCGUAGCCUUAUUUUACAGUGCACAAGUUGUCCUCAUGGAGUGGUCUAUGUAGCUACUAAAAAGCAUUACGUUGGGGUUGGCGGGGGAUCAAGACGAUUUGUUUCAAUGGUGGAGAAAUAUGUUAAGCCUUCUGCUCUAGCAUCACUGAUGAGUGAAUCUUGCUAUCUUAUUAUAAAUCUACAAUUGCAUAGUUUUUCUCUCGGUAUUCCUAUAAAUUAUAUGUUGAAUUUAUUGCCUUUUCUUGAUUAAUAGAAAGGUAAUGCGAAUAUGCAAUAGUGUGAUGGAAGUAGAACUUCUCCGGUUUUUGUUUUUCUUAUUAGGAAAUGCAUCAUAUGGAUGAGAUCAUUCAAAAGGUUUUAACUUUAGGUCUCUUGCUUGACAUUUUUGUAAGCCCGUGAUUGGGGUUGGUUAGAGCCUUAGAGGACUUCGGGGUGAAUGAGAGAAAAGUGAAGCAGUUUGUUUUGUUG
This is a messenger RNA of Cuscuta epithymum, 1205 nucleotides long. The record is from the annotation of a GenBank genome assembly. NCBI's taxonomy places the organism in Eukaryota, Viridiplantae, Streptophyta, Magnoliopsida, Solanales, Convolvulaceae.